Balearica regulorum gibbericeps (East African grey crowned-crane) is the source of this 5953-nucleotide messenger RNA. Lineage: Eukaryota; Metazoa; Chordata; Aves; Gruiformes; Gruidae. The record is from RefSeq and is a predicted model, not a curated record.
GUAAUGUGGCACUUGACAAUUUACAGAUAAAGGAGAAUGCAUUAAGUGAACUGGAUAUACCUUUUAGAAUAAAAGUUGGUCAGAUAGAUAAACUUACUCUGAAGAUUCCUUGGAAGAAUCUCUAUGGUGAGGCAGUUGUUGCAACUCUAGAAGGCUUGUAUCUUCUAAUAGUUCCUGGAGCAAGCAUUAAAUAUGAUGCAGAGAAGGAAGAAAAAUACUUGCAGGAUAAUAAACAAAAGGAACUGGCAAGAAUUGAGGAAGCCUUGCAGAAAGCGGCAGAAAAAGGCACUCAUUCACAAGAUACCUUGUAUGGGUUGGAGAGUCUGAUUUACAAAGACAUCAAGCCUGGACGUAAGCGUAAAAAGUAUAAAAAGCGUUUUAAGAGACCCUUUAAAGGUCAUGAUCACUCAAAAGACAAACCAAAGGAGGAGAAGAAAGAUACUUUCUUAGAAAAGCUUGCAACUCAAGUUAUAAAAAAUGUGCAAGUCAAAAUCACAGGCAUUCAUGUUAAAUACGAAGAUGAUAUCACAGAUCCACAGUGUCCGAUUUCUUUGGGAAUGACAUUGGGCGAGCUUAGUUUACUGACAACAAAUGAGAAUUGGACACCUUCUAUUCUGAAUGAAGCUGCAAAAAUAAUAUACAAGCUUUUGUGCCUGGACAGCCUCAGUGCUUAUUGGAACAUACACAGCAAAAUGUAUUAUCAUGGCUCCCGUGAACAAAUACUGGAUCAGCUGAAAAGAGGAAUUCCUUGUAGCGCUAACCAACCUCAAGACUACCAGUAUAUUUUUAGACCAGUAUCAGCCUCUGCAAGACUGUAUAUCAACCCCUAUGCAGAAGUAGAACUCAAAACUCCCAAGCUUGAGUGUAAUGUAGAAGUACAGAGAAUUGCCAUUGAAUUCACUAAACCCCAAUACCUCAGCAUGAUAGACCUUCUGGAGUCCAUAGACUACAUGGUUCGCAAUGCACCAUACAGAAGAUUUAGGCCAAAUGUAUCUCUCCAUAAAAAUGCCAGACAAUGGUGGAAAUAUGCAGGUAACAGUGUUCUUGAAGUUCACAUCAGAAGACAUACUCAAAUGUGGUCAUGGAGUAACAUAAAACAACAUAGGCAGCUUCUGAAGACUUACAAAAAUAUAUACAAGAACAAGCUGACACAGAGUAAACUGUCAGAAGAAACACAGAGGCAAAUUCAGAACCUUGAAAGAAAGCUUGAUGUCUUCAAUAUAAUCUUAGCAAGACAACAAGCACAAGUUGAGACAAUAAGAUCAGGACAAAAACUACUGAAGAAGAAAACCACUGAAGGAGAAAAAAAAAGCGGAGGAUGGUUUGGUGGUUUCUGGGGUAAAAGAGAAACCAGGAAGAAGGAAGAUGAAGAAUCACCUGUUCCUGAAACUAUUGAUGAAUUAAUGUCACCAGAAGAGAAAGCUAAGCUUUUUACUGCUAUUGGAUAUAGUGACAGCUCCCAUCACCUUUCCUUACCAAAGCAGUAUGUUGCCCAUGUUGUGACGCUGAAGCUGUUAAGCACUUCUCUUACAAUUAAAGAAGACAAGAAUGUGGCAGAAACUCUUAAAGUACAGAUAAUUGAUCUGAGUACCAAAAUAUCACAGCGCCCAGGAGCACAAGCCAUUAAGGUUGAAGCAAAGCUUGAAAACUGGUAUGUUACAGGCCUGAGACAAGAAAACAUUGUACCAUCUCUUGUGGCUUCCAUAGGGGAUAGCAAGUCUUCUCUGCUUAAGAUAGAGUUUAAUGUUAACCCAGAGGAUAGUACUGCUGACCAGAGUCUUACUAUUGAAUCACAGCCUGUGGAAAUAAAAUAUGAUGCAAGAACAAUAAAUGCAAUGGUAGAAUUCUUUCAGACAAGCAAGGGAAUGGAUCUUGAAAGAUUAACAUCAGCCACAUUAAUGAAGCUGGAAGAAAUCAAGGAAAGAACAGCUACAGGAUUAGUUCAUAUUAUUGAAAUGCGGAAAGUCCUUGACUUGAAGAUUAAUCUGAAACCUUCCUACCUUGUGGUUCCACAGACGGGUUUCUACCAUGAAAAAUCAGAUUUGCUGAUUUUGGACUUUGGUACAUUUCAGCUGAACAGCAUAAAUCAAGGCAGUAGUCAAGCUUCUAGCUUUUCAUCUUUAGAGGAAAUUAUGGACAAAGCUUAUGACAAGUUUGAAGUGGAAAUAAAAAAUGUGCAACUUCUUUUUGGAAGAACAGGUGAAGACUGGAAGAAGGCUCGUUUUCAACAUCCAUCAACUUUGCACAUAUUACAACCUAUGGAUAUUCAUGUGCAGUUGGCAAAAUCGAUGGUGGAAAGAGAUACCAGGAUGGCAAAGUUUAAAGUGUCAGGAGGACUUCCUUUGGUGCAUGUCAGACUCUCUGACCAGAAAAUCAAGGGAAUUUUUGAUCUGAUUGAUAGCAUUCCAUUGCCUCAGAAGUCACCUGUGUCAGUUCCAAGCACAAAGGUACUGGCUAUUCCCACAAUUCCUGUUGUUAGCAAAGGGUUACUUAAUACACACCAGUUGUUAGCAGACAUAGUGUCAGACUCUGAAGAAGAAUAUUUUGAUUUUGAGGAAAGUUCUGAACCAACUGAGAAGUCACUUACUAAAGGAGAAGAAAUAAGAAAUAAGCAGCCUGCUAAAGAGGAACUGACAGAUCUUCAGUUGAAGUUUGAAAUUAAAGAGGUUUUAGUAGAACUCACCAGGCAAAAGAAAACUGAGGAAACGGUACUUGUAUUUGAUGUAAUGCAUCUUGGAACAGAAGCUACUGUCAGAACAUAUAAUUUAGCAGCUGUAUCUUAUUUAAAGAAAAUAAGCUUGGAUUACUAUGAAAUUGGAGGUAAAAAAGCACCCAUUCAUCUAAUUAGUUCCUCAGAUAAACCUGGCUUAGACCUUCUGAAGGUGGAAUAUAUCAAGGCUGACAGAAAUGGGCCACACUUUCAGGCAAAUUUUGACAACACUGAACAGAUGAUUCAAGUAGCUUUUUCAUCAUUGAACCUUCUACUGCAUACAGAGGCCCUUAUGUCUGCUGUCAGUUUUCUAACAGCUGUCAGUCCAUCAGGCAAUGAAAGCAGUGGAGACACACCAACUAAACGUGAAAAGCAAGAAGAUGACACUAGAUUGAAGAAAGUGGCUAGACCUUCCAAGGAUAAGGAUGUCUUUGACUUGAAGCUUUUUGCCAAGCUGGAUGCUUUCUGUUUAAAUAUUUGUGAUGAAAAAAAGAACAUUGCAGAGAUCAAGAUACAAGGUCUUGACUCAUCUCUUCUCCUUCAACCAAGUCACACUGUAUUCUUUGCCCGGCUUAAAGACAUAGUUGUCAUAGAUGUUGAUUCAAGGACCCUUCAUAAACAAGCUGUGUCUAUAGUAGGAGAUGAAGUUUUCAGUUUCAAUCUGACAUUAGAUCCAUAUGCUACUGAGGGAGAAGCCUACACUGACAUGUCAAAAGUGGAUGGUACUGUAUCUUUGAAAGUAGGCUGUAUUCAAAUAGUAUACCUUCACAAAUUUCUCAUGUCUCUUCUGACCUUCUUGAACAACUUUCAGACAGCUAAGGAGACACUUAGCGCUGCUACAGUCCAAGCUGCAGAAAAGGCUGCUACCAGUGUAAAAGACCUGGCUCAAAGGAGUUUUCGACUUGCCAUGGACAUUCACUUGAAAGCACCAGUUAUAGUCAUUCCUCAGUCCUCAGUUUCCCCCAAUGCUAUAGUCAUAGAUCUUGGCUUGAUUAAGGUUCAGAACCAGUUUAGCUUGGUGUCUCCAGAAGGCAGUUUGCUCCCUCCAGUCAUUGACAAAAUGGCUGUGCAGCUAACAAAGCUGAAACUGUCAAGGAUCACUGUGGAGACAGGUCUGUCACAUCCAGACAUUCAAAUACUUCACCCUAUUAAUUUAAGCCUGUCUGUGAAACGAAAUCUAUCUGCAGCUUGGUUUCACAAAUUACCAGUAUUGGAGAUCACAGGGUAUCUGGAUACAAUGAAUGUUGUGUUAAGUCAAGAGGAUUUGAAUGUCUUUCUCAAAGUGUUGACGGAAAACCUUGGUGAAGCAGAAGGGAAACAAACUCAUGCAAAAUCAGUGCUGCAAAAGGAAGGUAAAACCAAAGAAAUGGAGAAAUCAGUUUUGAUGCAGGAUAAGAGUGUUCCAGAAGAAAUGCUGUCUGAAAAGAGGAAAAAACCAUUAAACGAAGAUGUAAUCAAUAUGCUACUUAAUUUUGAAAUCAAAGAGGUUGUAAUAACCUUGAUGAAGCAGGUUCAGAAGGAGAGAUAUCCAUUACAUACUCUAACUGUGCUACAGCUUGGAACCGAAACUAAAAUUAGAAAUCACGAAUUGACUGCAGCAGCAUACUUGAAAAAAAUUAUUAUGAGAUGCAUUGAAAUAAAUGACUCAAAAGGAGAUCCUCUUUGCAUUAUUAAUUCUUCAAGUGAGACAGAUGAACAUCUUCUGAAAAUGGAAUACAUUAAGGCUGAUCCCGAUGGACCAGAUUUUGUUACUACUUACAGAAGCACCAAGCAAAACAUCAAUGUCAUCUUUUCAUGUUUGGAUAUAGUACUUCACACAGAGGCUUUGCUUUCUGUCAUGAGUUUUCUCACAUUCAGUGUUCCAUCAGGUGGUCUUCCCAGUACUGACAAAGCAUCAGACCACAAGCCUCAAAUAAAAGAACAAGAAAAAGGGAGUACUCUUAGACCAGUGUCUAGUAAUGCAGACCAUAAUGAUACCUGUGAAUUAAAACUCACUGCAAAGCUAAAUGCAUUCAGUAUUACAGUGUGUGAUCAGAUCAGAAUUGCAGACAUUAGAAUACAAGGAAUGGAUGCAUCUGUAGCUAUGAAAACUAAAAAGAUUACAGCGUUCUCCAGACUUGAGGACAUUGUAAUUACAAAUGUUGAUCCAAAAACAAUCCAUAAAAAGGCUGUCUCCAUAAUGGGGGAUGAAGUGUUUAGAUUUCACAUGUCGCUUUAUCCAGAUGCUACUGCAGGAGAAGCCUACACUGAUAUGUCAAGGGUGGAUGGUAAAAUGUCUCUGAAAGUGGGCUGCAUCCAAAUAAUUUACCUACAUAAAUUCUUUAUGUCUCUCCUGAACUUCCUAAACAGUUUCCAAACGGCACAAGAAGCCUUGACCGCAGUCACUGUCCAGGCGGCAGAAAUGGCUGCUUCCAGCAUGAAAGACUUCGCUAAAAAGAGCUUCCGCCUCUUAAUGGAUGUCAACUUGAAAGCUCCAGUUAUAGUUGUUCCUGAAUCUUCAACUUCACGCAAUGCUUUGGUAGCUGAUCUUGGCUUAAUCAAAGUUCAGAAUGAAUUCAAGCUGGUGUCUUCAGAUGAAUCUUCUCUUCCUCCGGUCAUUGACAACAUGGAUGUGCAGCUAACUCAUUUGAAAUUAUCAAGGUGCGUUAUAUCUGCAGAUUCUCAACCAGAUUCUGAAAUUCUGCAUCCUGUGAGUUUGACUUUACUGGUCCAGAGGAAUUUAGCAGCAACUUGGUAUCAUAAAACCCCAACAAUUGGUAUCAAAGGAGACCUAAAACCAAUGCAGAUUGCACUCAGUGAAGAAGAUCUAAGCGUUGUCAUGAAAAUUUUACUUGAAAACCUUGGAGGGGCUUCUUCUCAGCCAAAUACUGUGCAAGAGAACACUGAAGAGAUGCAGAUGUAUAAAGAAGGGAAAGUUCCGAAUGAAUCUGAUUUCUGUGAGGGUCCUCUUCUUGCGUUUGGACAAAAAGAAGUUUCUACAGUUCAGUCUUCUGCAGAAUGUUAUACAACACUUGAAUUUGAAUUUAAUUUUGAGUCACUUUCAGUAACUCUCUACAAUAGUGAUAUGAAUCAGAAGUCUCUGCUUUCGCUGCAUAGUGACAAAUUACGCCUUGGUGAACUCCGGCUGCACCUCAUGGCAUCAUCGGGGAAGAUGUUUUCAGAUGGCUCAAUGGACAUUAAUGUUAAACUCAAGGCAUGUACCCUGGAUGAUCUCAGAGAAGGAAUUCAGAAUGUGACUGCAAG